Molecule: messenger RNA, 4969 nt
Organism: Micropterus salmoides (largemouth bass)
Lineage: Eukaryota; Metazoa; Chordata; Actinopteri; Centrarchiformes; Centrarchidae
Gene: pkia
Product: cAMP-dependent protein kinase inhibitor alpha
Exons: 3
Coding region: 2165-2392 (75 amino acids)
Biological process (GO): negative regulation of cAMP-dependent protein kinase activity
Cellular component (GO): nucleus; cytoplasm
Molecular function (GO): cAMP-dependent protein kinase inhibitor activity
Source: RefSeq, a predicted model, not a curated record
UCUGUCAGCUAUACAUUUUGCUCCGCAUGUUUCUCCCAUUUAUGGGCAAAGCCUGUUUUAUACAGCAUAUGGGGCAAUGUAUUGUGUCUUACAUUGUGUCGGUUAUAUUACGAAGAUUUCCUCAUACAUUAUAAACGAUACGAUUCUAAAUAAUUGGUGAUAAUAUUGUUUGUAGACUCUUGUACCCAUGUGCCAUUAUAAUUCAAGUCUAACAGGUCAUAGAUCGGGCUUGAUGAGUUAUUACUCUCUUGACAUCACUGAUCUUUGGCUACCAAUAGCAACUGGAUUGUCUGAUGGCACUUCACGUGCUAACAUCCGCGUAUUUCAUUGGCUGUUACUGCACAGUGUGGGUUAAUGCUGUGUGUACUGCGGGUGGGCGUGGUAAGCAACCCCUUUCUAAGCUUUCCAAUAAUUAUUCCCAAAAUAUGGCAUUUUGGUGAGAUAUCACUUUUGCAAUUUUCAUGUUAGGUAAGGAGUCCCCCUCAUUUUACUGAAAUCUAGUAAAUUCAUGUAGCAUGUUCAUGCGCGGAUAGCUAUUUCAUGUCACUGUUGGUGGAAAUAAUAAAAACAUCUCCCAGCGGGGGGGUUUGUAGUCGCUGAGGACCAGAUCAAAUGUAGGCAGCGGACCAAACCACUGUGAGGCAUGUGAGGGGGGUGAACAUCCUCUGAAAAACGCAUUGGACUCAUUAUAGAGAACAAGAGCUGUUAACGAUAUUGUCCUGCCAAACAUUGACUAGACGCUGACGGACAACAGUGGCUAGCCUAGACUAUAUUUAAUUGUUUUGAUCAAAAUAAUUACUAGGGACAAUUCUCCUUUUUUGGUUGAUUGGCAGUAUUGAUGGGAAUUACGACCCUCAUCGUUCACCUAAAAGAGCCGGCUCACUAAUUUAGCAGAUAAAAAAGGAACGAAUUUGGACAUUUUUUUUUACUCAUGGCUUGUAGGCUUAUACAAUAUCAUACACAUAGGCCUAUUCAUUUAAUAAAUCUAACUUCCGUCCUUUCAUGAACAGACUGUUGAAUAAGAAUCACUUUUCUUGUUUAAAAUUCUGAUAAACAGACUGAAUGAGAACACACAUACGAUCUGGUGUUCACCUUCUGGAUAGAAAUGAGAACCUGUUGAGGAUGUAGAGUGGGCUACAUGGCUAGUACAUGAGGGUUUUUUGCCCUUUGAACUGAUUUUAAGGGCAACUACUAAACUCGGAAAUAAUGUAUAAUUGUUACAUAAGGCUAUAAUGUAAAAUUCCUGAUGAAACAAACAAAAAACUUUUUUUUCCUACUGGUCAAAAUCAAAAUAGGCCUUUUCUACCAAAAGGCCUAUUUUGCCUUUUAUUUACUUUCUAUUUCAAUAUUGUAUGGUGAGAGACAUCAUUUCAAAUAUGAUUAUGAGCUCCUAAACAAUGAAAUCUCAAGUUGCCUUUGUUGGCUCAAACACUUUCCCAAAGCAUUCGGAAGUUCCCAGUUUGGCAUAUUGAGCACAAGUGUCAUCUGAAUGGAUUCAUUCACAGCCAGCUGUUAUGAGACUGCAGUAAACAUGUUAGCCUCUGUGCCUUCAUCACAACAAGAUCACUGUUCUGUUCUCACACUGGCUCUCUGUGAUCUCCUUCUGUCUGUCUGUCUUUCUCUCUCUUACACACACACACACACACAGACCUAUACAAUAACUGCCCUGUCUGUUAAUCUGUAAUCUGACCAACAGCUUUCAUUGAUAAUUGUUGGACAACCUGAGCUUCUUUUAGACAUCUUUUUUAACAGUAGCCUAAUAUUUACUGAUAACUGUACAGUUGGCAUUAAAGUGGUUAUUACUGUGAUAUAGGCUAUGUAUUAUAUUAGCGUAGUUAUUUUAUUUUACCAAUAUGAAUUGAUGCCAGUACCAAUCUGGUUUAUUAUAUAAAGCCAGUAGAUAUAUAGAGUGCAGGCUUGGCCGGUGAUGCAAAAAGUUGCUUUCAAGCCCCGAGUGUGAGCCUACUUCACAAACAAGGGCUUUAUUUUGAAAUGUGUACCCGGAAGCCGUAGCAUUGUGGCAUCGUCUUGACGCUGGUAGAUCCUCUCUGGUGAGCGCAAUGGGGAAUACCGAAGUGGCAUCCGAGCUGAUGUGAUUGACCCCUGCGAAUCUUCGGAAAUCCUUUAACCCAAACAGGCCCUGCUAUGGUGAGCUGUGUUAGCGAUGACGGAUGUGGAGGCGACCUAUGAGGACUUCAUUGCCUCUCGACGGUCCGGCCGCAGGAAUGCCAUCCAUGAUAUUCCAGCAGCCCCUGGAGCGCAGGGACCCACGGACCCGUCACAGAGUCUGGCACAGCUCAACAUCAACAAGUCAGGUGAUGAGGGAGAAGACACUGAGAAAAGCCAGGACUCUCCAGCUAAAGAAGAGGAGACCCAGGCUGAGGGCAGCUAAGCAGCAAAGACCUGCUGACAUUUGCAGAUUCAAACAACCGCUUCCUCUUGUCUAGCUGAUCCCUGAGUGCUAGGCCUCUAACUGGCCAGUUGCAUCUAAUGACUAUGAACAGACACAGCAAUAUCCUCUCCUUCCACCACACUGCCAUCAGGAAGUCAUCGCCAUGGUAACCAGAGUGCAGUUUCCCUUCUGCCCUUGGGCGUGUUCCAAUUUCCUUAAAAAGCCUCCUUUCCUUUCUGCCUUUCCUUCAUUGCUGCUGAUAUGAGAUUGGAUGUGUUGCAUGAUCAACACAGCAGGACGUCAACAACCAAAACCAGCCCUGUGUGACUGUCAGUGGUCCUGGGAGGAAAGGUGACAAGGGAAAAGAGGCCAUUCAAGGUUUUUGGGGCAGGCUUAAGUGUUUCCACUGAAUUCAAUUUUUGUCUUCCCUUCCCCCCUUGCUUUCAAUCAAUCACCAAUUCCAGGGAACCAGGCACAGUGAUUGGACACUUCUCUUCCUCUGCUCUUCUUCACGCAUCAACUCAUGCACACACUUUCCCCUCUGUCCGUGCUCACUUGUGACUCCCUCAAUGAUUUGUUUCUGUAUAUUUGUUUAUUUUGGGCCACAGAUCUAGCUUUAUCCAUAUAUUGGGGUAGUGAUGGCGCAUAGAUAAGAUGCUUGCCUUUGGUGUGGGAGACCUCGGUUAAAUUCCCACUGUGAGACAUCCACCAUUGUGUCCCUGAGCAAGACACUUAACCCCUAGUUCCUCCGGAGGCAUGCAACCUCUGACAUGUAUAGCAAUUGUAAGUCGCUUUGGAUAAAAGCGUCCGCUAAAUGUAAAUUUAUCGCAUUAGCUUGUUGGACACCAUUACAACUGCACUCCAGUGUUGUCAAGAUUAAACAUCCCAAGGGAGGGUGGUAUUGUAUUUUUGUAUGUGUUGUUUAUCUGUGUCAGGUUCGAUAUCUCAGACACUACUGAUUCAGUUUGAAAGGAAUGUGAGUAAAUAAUCUUGCCGUCUGGCAUUUUUAAUAUUACAUGCACUGGUCAGACACGGCCAGUCCACUUCAGGUCAAAACACAGGACAUGCAGCAUUUAUUAUUGAGUUAGGAACACAAUCGAUCUGCUCUCUCACUCUGUCACAGUGAUCAAGGCAAAAGCUAAUCGAAAGAGCAACAAUGUUCUGUUUACUAACCCAUAACCAAGUUCAGGCCUCACAGAUACAGCCAGCAUGUAUUUCUACUAUAUAAUGCAUAUUUUCCUCCCUGAAUGCAGCAUUUUGAAUUAAUUUUGUUGCCAAUGCAAGUGGUCUAUUACCUAUACUGUUAUUUAUAUUCAGAAUUUUGUAAUUUCUAGGUGUUUGUAUAUACACAGAAAAAGAUUUUCUGAUGUUUCAGUAUUUAAAUGCUACUUUCCCAUGAUUACCAAAUGUUUAGUAAGCAGUUAACUUCAAGUAUUCUUUGUGAGAUUGACUUUCAUUCUUGCAGUUAUUCAGAUGGUAGCUAAUAGUAAUGGAAUAACAUUUUUCAAAUAAGGUUAUACCCUUACCAUACAUCAUAUGUAAAACUUGUUUGGUUACUAAGUAGAGUUAAUACAAAAAGUGCCCAUAUUAUACCGUGUCCUGGUUAUCCUAGAUCAAUACACUGCCGUUUAGCAUAUACAAAUGUGUAUCUGUGAGUGUGUGUGUGUGUGUGUGUGUGUGUGUGUGUGUGAGGAUGUGUGAUUUGGAUUAUGUUGGGUAGUGAGAAAAAGGAUUUAUUUGCUGGUGGAGAUGAGAAAAGUUACAAUACUGAUUGCACUCAAGUACUCUAGCGUGUUAUUUAUAAUGUAUUACUGUUUAUUUCAGUUGUGUAUUUCUUUUUGUUACAGGGUGUCUGUUUGAAUGAUUAUUGUUGUGAUUGUAUAGACUUCAGAAAAUAACACCCAUCUCAGUACUAUAAUGGUACCUUUAAUACACUGCCUUUUACUAUUACACCAAUCACUGAAUUCAUACAACACUGACAUACUUUUGUGUGGUUAUUAUUAUUAUCAAAACUGAUGACAUCACUUGGUUUUCCUUGCUUGUUUUAUGAAAUCUUAGCUACAUGAACUUGAAUAUGAAAUUAAAUGCCUUGUUACAGGGGCAUUUCUACAUUGUAUUUAAGGUCAAGAAUAACUUGUACAUUGAAUCAAGGUAUAGUGUGUACAGUUGCACUGUAGGUGACUUAGAGCACCCAUUGUCAUGUUUUCCAUGUUGUUCUUUUGUGCAGCUCACUCAUGAGUUAUGUGUGUCACUGUGUUGUCAAUGACUUUACUGUAUAAUGCCUUGCUAUUUUAUUUGAAUUUGUUAGUUCUAAUGUGCAGUCUCAAAGGUGAAAAUUUCAAGGCGAAUUCAUGUUACAUUGUCCUGUCCACAGGUGAGAGGGCUGAGUAAGAAAAGGCAUUGUCUCCCUCUAGUGCUCAAUAGUAGCCCUAUUAUUCAGCCACAGAAAAAACACUUCAGUGGUCAAUUUACUUUUACUGUAAGUUGUUGUGGUGCUGUUGUGAUUUUAGGAUAGAUAGUGUGAUUGUUGGCCCAUGUGAUCGGAUUGGUGAUUAUAGAUCGGUGCUAGGCAAAAGA